Molecule: messenger RNA, 891 nt
Organism: Protopolystoma xenopodis
Lineage: Eukaryota; Metazoa; Platyhelminthes; Monogenea; Polystomatidea; Polystomatidae
Source: the annotation of a GenBank genome assembly
AUGGCAGAGGAUAUAGGACCAGGCCCACAGCGCAUUUUACGACGACUGCUUGCAUUUCGGCAAUUGCUCGUUUCUGGCGGCUCUGUCAAUAGCUUCACUCGAUCACACUCAACCGGCGGUCUUGAUCCGGUUGCCUUGAUUCAUCCAACUGGCUUAGCAACGCGUUUUCUUAGCUCGUCACCUCGACGGCCUUGUGUACGACAGAUACAUUCUGCUAGCUCUAGUGAUCAUUUGGCUCUCCAUAACUCUAGCCUUAGCAAUGAAUAUUCUAAAGAAGAGAGUACUGGCUUUCAGACGACAUCGUCUCGAGAGCAGGAUGAAUAUCAGAAGCAGAGGCAAAAAGAAUAUGAAGUUCCGCCCGCCAAUUCCAACCGAUCGGAUAGGGCGGGCUCUUUUUCAGAGGGCUUUUCCCUUCUGGCUUGUGCUGGUUCUGCACAGGGUAGGUCGACUCGAUCCAGUACUCACUUGAUUCAUGCACUACGACGGCGCUUUUCAUUGCGCUUGCGGCGUCGAUCUGGUCAGGCUAAUUCAACUGGCAUACAAGAAGCCGCUUUUGUGCUUGCUAGCUCUGGGGAGUCUAGAAAAGCGCCAUUCGUACCUGUUCAGUGCAAGCGAUGUGGUGUAUCCACAGGAUCCACUCCUUAUGAACGCAGAGAAUCAUCAUUAACCAUGAGACCAGAGGAAGUGGAGCAUUCUUUGGGGCUGGAUACCGAAUGUGCCUCCUGCCAACACUUAAGCAGGUCUCAUUCUUCUAUUCGCCUCGAUUCCACUCUUAUGACAAACGUGGUAAGGGUAUACAUAAUUAUUUUACACUAUGCAUCUAGACUGCCUGCUUAUUGUUCCAGUAUGUCAACUUCUUCCGAGCCUGAGUUAUCUCUUAUCUCUGUCUGA